Acanthosepion pharaonis is the source of this 1956-nucleotide messenger RNA. The record is from the annotation of a GenBank genome assembly. NCBI's taxonomy places the organism in Eukaryota, Metazoa, Mollusca, Cephalopoda, Sepiida, Sepiidae.
AUGUAUUUCCUUUUGUUUGGUGCUGAUUUUCUUUCUUUUAAAUUCUUUCUUUCAUUCUCUUUCUUGAUUUCAACUUUCUUUGAAGACAUUCAGGCGUUCUAUCAACUCUUUUCUUUGUACGCAUUUGAAUAUUCUUUCUUUCUUUCUAUCGUAUUUUCCUUCUUUCCUACUUUCUUUCUUUCUUUCUUUCAUACUUUCUUUCUUUCUUUCUCUCUUUCGUACUUUCUUUUUCUUUCUUGUUUUCUUUCUAUCGUACUUUCUUUCUUUCCUUCGUACUUUCUUUCUUUUGUUAUUUCUUCCUUUUGUUAUUUCUUUCUUCUUUCUGUCGUGUUCUAUCAAGUCUUUUCUUUGUACGCAUUUGGAUAUUCGUUCGUUCUUUCUUUCUAUCGUACUUUCCUUCUUUCCUACUUUCUUUCUUUCUUUCGUACUUUCUUUCUUUCUUUCUUUCUAUCGUACUUUCUUUCUUUCUCUCUUUCGUACUUUCUUUCUUACUUUCUUGUUUUCUUUUUAUCAUACUUUCUUUCUUUCCUUCGUACUUUCUUUCUUUCUUUUGUUAUUUCUUCCUUUCGUUAUUUCUUCCUUCUUUCUUUCGUUAUUUCUUCUGUCUUUCUGUCUUUCUUUCUUUCUUUCUUUCUUUCUUUCUUUCUUUCUUUCUUUCUUUCAAUUAUCCAGUUUGUUUUAUUUCUUGUAGAUGUCUCUUUUUACUUCUUUCUCCAUUUCUUUGCAAGUAUUCGAAUCUUCUUUCUUUAUUUUUGUACUCUUUCUUUCCUCAUUUGUAAAUUUUCUUUCCUUCUUUUUAGUUUCUUUCCUGCCGACAUUCAAAUGUUCCUCUUUUAUUUUCUUUCUAUCAUAUCCGAAUUUUUUUCAUUCAUUCAUUCAUUCAUUCUUUCUUUCUUUCUUUCUUUCUUUUAUACGUAUUUAGCCUUUCUUUCUUUUUUGCAAAUAUACGAAUUUUCUUUCAUUCUUUUCUUCCUUCCUCCUUUCUUUCAUUAUUCUUUCUUUAUACUCAUUAAUAGUUUUUUCUUUCUUAUUGUAGAUAUUCGAAGUUUCUCUUUCCUUCUUUCUUUCUUUUUUUCCUUCUUCCUUUCUUUUUUCCUUUGCUUCUUUCUUUCUUUUUUCUUUAUAUGCAUUAAUAUUUUCUUUCCUUCUUUUUUUAGAUAUUUAUUUUCUGUCUUCCUUUCAUUCGUGGCACAGUUUCAGAUAUCCUUACUAUCAACUUUUCUUUCUAGAAGACAUUCAGAUUUUCUUUCUUUCUUUCUUUCUUUCUUUCUUUCUUUCUUUCUUUCUUUUUCUAGAUUAUCACUACAUUUCUUAAUCUCUUCACUAACGAUAUUUAUUUUUAUUCCUUUGUUCAUAUCUAUCUAUCCCAGUCCACAUGCUAUCUAUCUAUCUAUCUAUCUAUCUAUCUAUCUAUCUAUCUAUCUAUCUAUCGAGGUCUGUUCAUAUCUCUCUAUGUAUAAAUCUAUUUCCGUAUGUUAUCUAUCUAUCUAUCUAUCUAUCUAUCUAUCUAUCUAUCUAUCUAUCUAUCGCAUUUGUUAUCUAUCUAUCUAUCUAUCUAUCUAUCUAUCUAUCUAUCUCAUUUGUUAUCUAUCUAUCUAUCUAUCUAUCUAUCUAUCUAGCCUAGCCUGCUCGCUUGGUAUCUAUCUAUCUAUCUAUCUAUCUAUUUGUUAUCUAUCUAUCUAUCUAUCUAUCUAUCUAUCUAUCUAUCUCCUCAUGUCUUACCACAACAUUAUCUAUCUCAUGUCUAUUUGUCAUUUGGUUCUUAUCUAUCUAUCUAUCUUUCUAUCUAUCUAUUAUGUGAAUGUAAUGAUUUAUCUAUCUUCCGCAAUUUCUAUCUAUCUAUCUAUCUAUCUAUCUAUCUCAGUCUCUUUCUUUCUUCUCUUUCUUUCUUGCUAUCUGCCACAGUUUCUAUCUAUCUAUCUAUCUAUCUUAGUAUUAAGUGUUCUUUUAUCAUAA